CUUAGCUCCAAAAAAAGCAAAAAUUCUAACUUUAAUUUCCAAAAAAUUCACUCUCAUUUCUCCUUAAAUUGUGAUAAUUUGUGGGAGUUAAAAGGUUAGAUCUUUAAUGGAGGAUUCAAGAAGAGGAAGGGGACAUGAAUACAACUUGGCUUGGAGGAAAGCUGAAGAAGCAGCUUUGAGGAGAUAUCAAGCGACCCACUGGUUAGAAUGUUUCGUCGGACCGUUAGGUAUAUCAAGCCAGCCUUCUGAGAGAGAGUUUGUUUCUUGCUUGAGAAAUGGUUUGGUUCUUUGCAAUUUAAUUAACAAAGUUCAACCAGGAUCAGUUCCAAAGGUUGUAGAAAACCACACGCCUUCGCAUUUAAUCAUGUGGGAUUCUCAGCCAUUGCCAGCAUAUCAAUAUUUUGAGAACAUUAGGAACUUUUUGGUAGCUGUGGAAGAUCUAAAGCUACCAGCUUUUGAGGCAUCUGUUUUUGAAAGGGAUAAUAUAGAGGCGGGUUCAUCAACAAAGGUUGUGGAUUGCAUUUUGGAACUUAAAGCAUACCAUGAGUGGAAGCAAAUGACUGGUGGCGUUGGAAGUUAUAAGCCUUUGAGGUCUCCUCUCUUGACCCCUUCGAGGGGAAGGAUUCAAGCACGACAACCUAUGACGAUUGAUUCUGAUAGUUGCAGGCGAUUGGAAAUGUCUGCUGCCUGUCCAAAACAAUCAUCGGCAGAGGAUGAAAUUACGAAAAUUGAAGGCAUAAUUGUCAAGGCUCUAGCUGAAAGAAUGGUGGACAUGAAGGAAAACAUGGGAAAUAACUUCUUUGCUUCUUUUCGCAAUGGGAAUGUGAACCAAGUUGAAUUGUUCAGAAGGAUCUUGUCUAGUUGCUUCGAAGAACAACCUCGAAACAAGUUGCCGAAGUUGAAAUCAGAUCCUUUAAAAGAGAUGAGCUGCUCAGAAGACAACUCCAUGACCACAUGCAUACCCCUCGAAAAUUUAUCUAAUCUUAGAAACCGCGAGUGUUGCAGAGCUUGCAUAAAGAAGGGAACUUGCAACCACUGGACUCUAGUUACAAUGCAUGAAAAGGAACUUUCGAAUCUUAAGGUCCUGUUAUCAAGCACAAAAAGAGAAUUUGAAGAUCUGCAGUCUCAGCUACAAAGUGAUCUGAAGCAACUUGGAGAUCAAGUACUUGAGAUGUCUAAUGCUGCUCUUGGAUAUCACAAGGUUCUGAAAGAAAACAGAACUUUGCAUAACAUGGUUCAGGACCUAAAAGGGAAUAUUCGAGUUUACUGCAGAAUAAGGCCUGCCUUCAGUGCAGAAGCAAAAACUGCCAUAGAUUUUAUUGGAGAAGGUGGUUCUUUGGUUGUAAUUGACCCACUAAAAUCCUGGAAAGAUGGGAGGAAAAUUUUCCAGUUCAACCGUGUUUUCGGUCCAACUGCCACUCAGGAAGAUGUAUUUCGAGACACUAAGCCGCUUGUAAGAUCUGUGAUGGAUGGUUACAAUGUGUGCAUAUUUGCUUACGGUCAAACUGGAUCAGGGAAAACAUAUACUAUGUCUGGCCCUGGAGGUGGAUCAUCAAAUGAAUUCGGAAUCAACCAAUUGGCUCUGAAUGAUCUGUUCCUACUGUCUGAUGAAAGGAAGGACAUCAUGAAUUAUAAGAUCCACGUUCAAAUGGUCGAGAUAUACAAUGAACAAAUUCAUGAUCUUCUUGCAAACGAUCAUUCACUUACCAAUUUAGAGAUUAGAACCUGCAUGAGUGGCAACGGUUUGCCUCUGCCUGAUGCUAGCAUGCAUCUAGUGAAUUGUGCUGCAGAUGUUAUAAACCUGAUGAAACUUGGUGACUUGAACCGUGCUGUUGGCUCUACUGCCAUGAACAACCGCAGUAGCCGUUCACACAGUGUGCUGACUGUACAUGUGCAUGGUGAAGAUACAUCUGGAAACAUAAUACACAGUUGCCUCCAUUUGGUUGAUCUUGCUGGCAGUGAACGAGUUGACAAGUCAGAAGUUACUGGAGACGGCCUCAAAGAGGCACAACAUAUAAAUAAAUCUCUCUCUUGCUUGGGCGAUGUGAUCACAGCAUUGGCACAGAAGAAUUCUCACAUCCCUUAUAGAAACAGCAAACUCACAUUACUCUUGCAGCACUCUUUAGGUGGACAUGCAAAAACAUUGAUGUUUGCUCAUGUUAGUCCUGAAGGGGAUUCCUUUGGAGAAACAGUUAGUACUCUGAAGUUUGCACAGAGGGUUUCGAGUGUGGAACUUGGUGCAGCUCGUUUAAAUAAAGAGAGCAACGAAGUUUUAGAACUCAAAGCUGAGAUUGAGACCCUCAAAAAGGCGUUGGCUAACAAGGAAACACAAACUCCGCAAAUUAACAAACCAAAGGAAGCAGCAAGAACACCUUUCCAGAAGCCUAAAGCAAUAGCUGAGAGACCCACUCCACGAGCUCGAAGAUUAAGCAUAGAGAAUUGCACCACCAUGAGGGUAGAAAAGGCCAACGCUGAUGAUGAAACGGGAUCCAAAACCCCAGCUGUGAAAACUCGUUCGAGAAGAUUAAGUUUAGAAGGGCCAAGAUUUGCCAGUAAGAACCUUGAACAGAUCAAAUCAUUAGAAACCACAAGCAAGCGAGAUGAUAAGCCAGAAGUAGUGUGCUUACAGAAAUCUAGCGAGCUUCAAGAGGGAGAUAAUGUCACAAAAUUGCAUGAUCAAGUUGGUAAUGGUAGCUGCAUGAAGGCUCCUCACAGUCCAACUUCUGCUUUUAAACGCCAGCAGCCUCAUCGAAGCCCAACUGCUGGUUUUAAAAUUCAGCAGGCUCCUCGGAGUCCAAUUUCUGGUUUCAAAAGUCAGCAGGCUCCUCGGAGUCCAACUUCUGCUUUUAAAAGCCAGCAGCCUCCUCGAAGUCCAACUUCUGGUUUCAAAAGCCAGCAGCGAAGUCCAACUUCUGGUUUCAAAAGUAAGCAGGCUCCUAGAAGUCCAACUUCUGCCUAUAAAAGCCAGCAGCCUCCUCGGAGUCCAACUUCUGUUUUUAAGAGCUGCAAUGCACCUAGGAGUCCAACAAGUGCUGCUAUUAAAAGCCAGGGGGUGAAAACAACAGAUAACAGGACAAGGAUUCCUUCUCUUCAACUACCCAAA
Messenger RNA from Nicotiana tabacum (common tobacco), 3103 nucleotides. Lineage: Eukaryota; Viridiplantae; Streptophyta; Magnoliopsida; Solanales; Solanaceae. The record is from RefSeq and is a predicted model, not a curated record.